Messenger RNA from Zea mays, 547 nucleotides. Its product is annotated as Protein NEF1. Gene Ontology annotation, cellular component: oligosaccharyltransferase complex. The transcript has 4 exons. NCBI's taxonomy places the organism in Eukaryota, Viridiplantae, Streptophyta, Magnoliopsida, Poales, Poaceae. The coding region runs from base 132 to 362 and encodes 76 amino acids. The record is from RefSeq and is marked validated.
GAUCGUCUCUGACGUACCAGUACCAAUCUGGCUCCGCUCGUCACAAAUCCGUCUGUGCAUCGCGUCGGCGACCAGGAGGCGACGAGGCAGGCAGAGCGGGCGGCGACUACAGCGGCAGCAGAUCUCACGGCAUGGCGGCGAAGGCGAUCUCGAGCCCCGUGCCGGUGGAGUGGUAUCCGACGCUGGCCGUCGUCAUGGUAUCCGUAGGCCUCAUGUUCACCGCCUCCUUCUUCAUCUAUGAAGCUACUUCAUCCAAGCGGAGCCGUAGCCUGGCAAAGGAGAUCACAACAGCAGCUGUUGCUUCUGUUUUACUGGGCUUUGGGUCUCUGUUCGUGCUCCUUGCAAGUGGUGUUUAUGUUUGACGACUGCGUAUGGGGCCGUGUUCUUGGAUUCAGCAGACUUAGGGCAUGUACAAGUCUGAGACUCCAUUUUUCUAUGAGACAGCUAAGAGACUAUAUGACAUAACUUUAAGACUCAGUAUUAUAAAUGCAGUUAAUAGACAACAUGCGUAGAGUCGUAAAGAGGCGGGCUCUUAGCGAAGAGCUUG